AUGGCUUCAUCCGAAGAAGUCCAGAAGUCAGCAGUAGUCCCAUUCAACUGUACUGACUUGUCGUGUUGUAAAAUAUUAGAAAAUCCAUGUGUGACAGUAUAUGUACAUGGUCAGUCAGAAACCUGCAGUCAAGUAACCACGGUAUUUCAAGAUUUUUGUUCUCUAAAACAUUAUACUACAAAAAAUGGUCAGAGAUUUCGUGUUAUAGUUCUAUCGAAUCUUUCCCGAAGUCCUGUGCAAACACCUAUCCCACCUAACUUGUCGCCGUUUUAUUCAGAUCCACCCAAUUGUCGUUCAACUUGUAUUUCAACCCAACCUGUUUGUAUACCUUUAACCGCAUCACAAAUAUCAGCAUUCUCAGCUCCAAGUGGUAGCCUACUUGGGAGUAGUUUUGGUGCAAUCACUGUCGACAAUCAUAACAAUAAAAAAGAGUUAAGUCUAGUCACCAAUGUUGUUCAAGAUAAGAUGGUGUCGAGAGACUAUAACGCUGAUAAACCUAAUUCUUCACAAUCGUUACAUAGUCGUAGAUUAAGUCAGUGUAAUCGUUUAUCAGAAUUCUGCAUAAAUUUGUUUGUAUACAAGAGUGCAAAUGAACUGUCGAGAUGCUAUGAAUUAAUAAAAGAUGAUGCACCAAAUUCUACCUAUCGAAGUUCACAUGAUGGUUCUAAGACUAACCAGAAAUCAAUAAAAGUUUUGACUUAUCUAUAUCCUAGUAACUCUGGGAUACUUGAAAAGAGAAAUACAAUCCUUUCUGGACUAUUAUUUUCAUCUCGCUAUAGAAUUCCCUAUUUUGUUGUAAAUUCGGAUUCAUACAGAAGCUUACUGGAUUCGCUUCUUCAUUUAGCAACUGAUGUCCAACCUAAGGAAAGUUUAACAGCAUACACUUCAGAAUUGAAAAAUUCUUUUGUUGACUGGAGAUUUUUAAUGAAUGUUGAUUAUUUUUCUAUUAUUUCUGAAUGGAUUGGUUUAUCAGAUCUCACUAAAAAUGGGGAAUUUAUCGAGAGUGAAUUUCGGUUUGUCGGUCUGUUAGCAGCUGUGAUCAUGUCAGACUGUAAUAGAAUGAAUAAUUAUACCCGUUCAUAUUUGCACAACACAAAACAUGGGUUAUUCUUCUCGCCUCCAUCAGUCACUACCACCACUGCUAUUUGCUGGGAUCCACAAUCUCACUAUAGAUUAACAAACGAUUAUUUUCCACCUAUUUCAUCACACUUUAUGCAGCUGGAUCAAGUUGCAGAAUCGCUUUCAUUCCAAGCUUCAAAUUCUUCAAUGGCUUACAUUCCACAUGUCUUAGUCAUCCAUUACGUUUCUUCUUAUUGGUCUGAAGUUGGAAUGCACAUUGAAAGUUCGCUUAAAAGUCUUUGGAGUUUACUUGACUCUUAUCACCUCAGCGGACGCAAUUUUCCUCUUAUAUUACUUGUCGCAUUCUAUUCAGGAUCCUCUCAAAAAAUCCCCAUAGAAGCUGAAGGUAUUUUCCAUGGUUUAAAACUUAUUCAGCACUUAGCUCAAACUUAUGAAUGUCCUCUUUUUUUGCCAUCCUCGGAGUAUGAUCCAGUGAAGGCUGGAUUCACUACAUGCAGUAGUGAACAAGCCUCGUCUGUUGUGUCAGCAGUACAAGAAAAUGGUCCAACGAAUGUUUCGUUUUGUUCUGUCGAUUGUAACAAUAUUCCAUCUGCUGAAGUUGGGAUGAAGCCUUCUUUGGGCUUCUUGUCAGUAUCUCGGUCAGAUGAUGUAAGAGCUGUCCUUUAUAAUCGCGUUUUUGAAGGGAAUUUUCAUGGUUGGUUCCCUACUUCAGUAAUCUCUGAUGAAAGUCUAAAUUUAUCGGUCUCUUCAAAAACCACAUCAGAAUGUGCGUCGUCUAAGAUCCUUAGUGUACAACCUCAUCUUCCAUCUGAUUUUCAAGUGAUGAACUCAGCUCAUCCAUCAAUCCCAUACUCUUCAGAAUAUGGUGUAGUUACACUCCCUUGGUUACCCCUUAACCCAGCUGAUGCGUUUCACAUUCAGAGCCCAAGAACACCAGAAAACUUUCUCCCAGCAUCUGUAUCCUCUAAUCUUAUUGUUUGUAAAGAAUCUGACAAUCAUAGACAUUUGUCUCGAAAAAAUCGACUCAGUUCAAUGGAGCGGUGUGACUCACAACCUAUAUCAUGUGAUUUUUGUCAGAGUCACCCAAAAUGCAUUCAAUUUCCUCUUCCCGAAGAGUUCAGUUCAGUGUGUGCCCAGUCGUAUUCUGCUGCUAUUCCCCUGUCUGGUAUGAAUUCCUCUGUAGAAGAGUAUUACACUGAACUUCCCAAGAUUGGACAGUCAGAUGCUUUAGGAAUGGAGUCAUAUCGUCCACAUCCUAACAGACCUAAACGUCCUCACCCGCGUAUUUAUUCCUAUUCAUCUUCUCCUUCGUCUGUAUCUCAUGAACAAGGCGUAUUAUCUUCCGACAUGAUGUUUGAUCAAACGAAAACUGGAUUUUGUAAUUCGUUAUUCCAAAACACAUCACCUCAUACUUCUGAUCACCUGAUUGCCGAUAAUGUUUCAACUGUUUAUGCUGAAGUUAACGAUGCAUUUGUAUACAACACUCUUCCAUAUCACUGUUCUUCACUGGUACCGUCAUCAAAAGUGAUUUUUGUCCCCAGCAAAACAAUUUCAAACAUAGAUCAUUAUGAAAUAGCAGAUUAUUCUCUGCAAAAGCUUACCAAGUUAACGUUAAAUUCCUCUUAUCCUCAUCAUGUCCACACCUUCAAAUCCUGUGAUGAUAUGCAUCGAAAUAGUUUAACUGUUCCACUUGAUUCAAAUGAAAAUGGUUGCUCAAAUUCAUCGUAUAUUCACCAGUUAUCGAAUAAGUUUUCAUGUGAUAAAUUUUCCAAUGAUAUCAUUUCUUCCCGAAGUAACUCACAAUUUAACCCUAAACUAAAAAACUUGCCAGCUUUACCAUCCAUCGAGAUUUCGCCUUCUACAUUACCUUCUUGUUCGUCUUCGUUAUCCUCCAUUCCUUUCUUUUGGAGGACUAGUCACGUGAUAUGCCUUCCUGUUUUGGGUUCUGCGGAUUCGUUCAACGGUAGUUUUUCUUCUGUACCAUGUUCUUGGUCUACAUGUGUACAUACAUUGUCAACAGAAAAUUUCGACGGUGUUCAUAAAGCGUCUGAUACUUCAGCUUCAGGUUUACAAGGUGUCUGUAAAAAUUGUCGUAUCAAUCCCUCUCAACUUUGUGGUUCUCUGAUAUCAACGGGAAUUCAGUGCAAAUCGUUGAAUUCAGUCUCCCAUCCAUAUCAGAAACAACCUGUUACUACAAAUUUCAGUGCCACUAAUAGACUCGGUUUAUCCAGAAAGCCAUUUUUCCUGGACACCAUAACAGCAGCUGUCAAGCGUCACAACAGUUGGUUCCGACAAAACAUACGUGGUAAACAUGAAUCAAAACCGUGA
Messenger RNA from Heterobilharzia americana, 3408 nucleotides. The record is from the annotation of a GenBank genome assembly. NCBI's taxonomy places the organism in Eukaryota, Metazoa, Platyhelminthes, Trematoda, Strigeidida, Schistosomatidae.